AUGGGUCUCAUUCAUGUCUUACACGACGAGAAGCGUUCGGUCGAAUUGUUCAUUGAAAAACAUCAGAGGGAUUUGGGCAAAUCGUUGAACUCCCAAGGAAUGUAUUCCCGCAUGUUGGAGGAUCCUGAAGUUGAUUCCGUAGGCUUUUUAUCUCCUCAGCAAGAUGAAUGUUGGACACAAUCACAAUACAUGAGCGGUCCUUCGUUCGUGGGCACUUCGAAUGCUUUCGAUACUAACACGGGAAUUCAAGAAGAUAAUGAAAGUGUCGAAUCUGAGAAUGAUGAUGAAGAGGAGGGAUUACAAAUUAAUAGCAUGACCUUGAUAGAUCGUGAUGACGGGGAAAACCAACACAUCGACGGAUGUUAUGUUAAUAAUGAGUAUGUCGUCUUAGAGGAUCCGCCGCCCGAUGAACUUCAAGGAGAUGAAUGGAUUGAUAACUCCGCGAUGGAAAGUGUUCCUAUUGGCACUAAUAGCGGUGUUGAUACACAGGCCGAGGACUUCUCAUUCAUGAUGGGAGAUCUUUACGAUAGUAAGGGGAAAUUAAUCCAUGCUAUUCGCACGUAUUCCAUUGCAAAAAAUGUGAAGUUCAGGCCAACCAAAAAUAAUACUACAAGCUAUAAUGUGGUUUGUUUCUAUCGCAAAGAUGACGAUGUCGAAGAUAAUAGUGGACACCACGACGGCAAUGCGAGGUGUCCGUGGAAGCUUAAUUCACGCUCGGGUGCAAGAGUAUGUGGGCAAUUCAAAAUCACGGCAUACAAUGGACUCCACACUUGUAGCAAUCCUCGAUUAGAGAUGAAUAACAAGAAUGCGUCCUCUUCUUUUAUAUGUCGAUUGAUUUUACCGUAUCUGAGGGAGGAUCUUGAUCUAAGACCGAAAGAUAUCCGUCUUUUAGUGCAUAAAGCCACCAACUUGGAUGUAUCAUAUCACAAGUGUUGGAAUGCUAGGAGGAAGGCGAUGAUAAAAAUAUUCGGGGAUUGGGAUAAUUCGUAUGAGAUCUUACCUCAUUAUCUUGAAGCACUCAAAAGAGAAAAUCCGGGGACUGUCUACGAAGUAUCUUCGGACCCCGUUGAUGGCGGAGAACGGCGGUUCACCGGUGUAUUUUGGGCAUUUGGGCCCUGUAUUGAGGGGUUUCGAUAUUGUCGUCCCCUUCUUAGCAUUGAUGGAACUCACUUAUAUGGUAAAUACAAAGGCGUUUUGCUUGUUGCAACCGGAGUUGACGCGGAUGGCGGGUUGUUUCCUUUAGCAUUCGCAGUGGUUGAUGUUGAAAACACAGAGAAUUGGGCUUGGUUUUUUACAUGCAUUAGAUAUCAUAUCCCUAGUGUGGAGACGCGGCCGAUUAUAUUCAUAUCCGAUAGGAUGAAAGGAAUUCCAAGAGCACUCCUCUGA
Messenger RNA from Asparagus officinalis (garden asparagus), 1386 nucleotides. RefSeq lists its product as uncharacterized. The transcript has a single exon. The record is from RefSeq and is a predicted model, not a curated record. NCBI's taxonomy places the organism in Eukaryota, Viridiplantae, Streptophyta, Magnoliopsida, Asparagales, Asparagaceae. The coding region runs from base 1 to 1386 and encodes 461 amino acids.